GCAUCUAGGCAUGAACAAUCUUCAAGGCACUAUCCCUUCAACAUUUUCAAAGGGUAAUAGCUUGGAAUAUCUCGACCUCAAUGGAAAUGAAUUAGAAGGGGAAAUAUCACCAUCUAUCAUCAACUGCACAAUGUUGGAAGUUCUUGAUCUUGGCAACAAUAAGAUUGAGGAUACAUUUCCUUAUUUUCUAGAAACGCUUCCGGAGCUGCAAAUUCUAAUUCUAAAAUCCAAUAACCUCCAAGGUUUUGUGAAGGGUCCGACUGCAGAUAAUUCCUUCUUUAAAUUAUGGAUUUUUGACAUCUCUGACAAUAAUUUUAGUGGGCCGUUGCCAACAGGGUAUUUUAAUACUCUUGAAGCAAUGAUGAUCUCAGAUCAAAACAUGAUUUACCUUAACACGACAAAUGACAUUGUCUGUGUUCAUUCCAUAGAAAUGACAUGGAAAGGUGUAGAAAUUGAGUUUCCGAAGAUCCGAAGUACCAUCAGAGUACUAGAUUUGUCAAAUAACAGUUUUACUGGAGAGAUUCCAAAGGUGAUCGGAAAGCUUAAAGCACUACAACAACUCAACCUCUCUCAUAAUUUCCUUACAGGUCAUAUCCAAUCAUCAGUGGGAAAUUUGACCAAUUUGGAAUCAUUAGACCUAUCUUCAAAUUUGCUUACCGGAAGGAUUCCAAUGCAGAUGGCACAUCUAACAUUUCUUGCAACCCUAAACCUUUCACAUAACCAGCUGGAGGGGCCCAUACCAAGUGGAGAGCAAUUCAACACCUUUGAUGCAAGAUCAUUUGAAGGAAACUCGGGUUUAUGUGGCUUUCAAGUACUAAAAGAAUGCUACGGUGACGAGGCACCAUCAUUGCCGCCAUCAAGCUUUAAUGAAGGAGAUGAUUCAACAUUGUUUGGAGAAGGAUUUGGAUGGAAAGCUGUGACAAUAGGGUAUGGAUGCGGGUUUCUGUUUGGAGUUGCAACGGGAUACGUUGUGUUUAGAACAAAUAAACCUUCAUGGUUACUUAGGAUGGUUGAAGAUAUAUGGAAUCUCAAGAGCAAAAACACGAAGAAGAAUUUCCGCAGAUAUGGUGCUAGAAGAAACUAAAUAAUUCAAUUGAUAUUUUCAAUACAAACAAGAUAUCAAGUGGAUUUGACAUUGAAACAACACCAGGGUGGCAUAUUCCCUUUACUUUUUUCUCUCUUUUUUUAGUUUCAAGGUUAAUUGGGUGUUUCUUUUAUGAAAACGAAUCCAUGUAUGUAACACAGGUUUGUGUUAACUAUAAAAUCAUUUAUGUUUUGGGUCCUA
Messenger RNA from Populus trichocarpa (black cottonwood), 1285 nucleotides. Its product is annotated as receptor-like protein 9DC3. The transcript is spliced from 2 exons. The record is from RefSeq and is a predicted model, not a curated record. Bases 11 to 1084 code for a protein of 357 amino acids. Gene Ontology annotation, molecular function: protein binding. NCBI's taxonomy places the organism in Eukaryota, Viridiplantae, Streptophyta, Magnoliopsida, Malpighiales, Salicaceae.